AUGGAAUACUGCUUUCAAUGUCAAGAAGGUCAUUAUCCAAAUAAUAAUAAAAGUGUAUGCAUUCCAAAAUAUAGAAGCUUCCUAUCUUAUGAAGAAUUCUUAGGGAGCAGCAUCACCGUUGCUGUUCUCUCAUUUACUUCCAUCACAAGUUUGGUGCUUUGGAUCUUCGUUAAGCACCGAGACACUCCCAUAGUCAAAGCCAACAACUGGAACCUCACCUACACUCUCCUCAUCUCCCUCCUGUUCUGCUUCCUUUGUGCUUUGCUAUUCAUUGGCCAGCCUGAAAAGCUGACGAGUCUCCUUCGACAAGCUGCCUUCAGCAUCAUCUUCUCAGUGGCAGUUUCUUGCUUGUUGGCCAAAACUGUCAUUGUGAUUCUGGCUUUCAUGGCCACCAAGCCAGGAUCCAGAAUGAGAAAAUGGGUGGGGAAAGAUCUGGCCAACUCCAUUGUUCUUUCCUGCUCCCUUAUUCAAGCUAUUAUAUGCACAGUGUGGUUGGCAAACUGUCCCCCAUUCCCAGAUAUGGACAUGCACUCCAUGUCUAAAGAAAUUAUACUGGAAUGUAAUGAAGGGUGGAUCGUAAUGUUUUACUGCGUCUUAGGCUACAUGGGCUUCCUGGCCAUUGUCAGCUUCACUGUGGCCUCCCUAGCCAGGAAGUUGCCUGAGAGUUUUAAUGAAGCCAGGUUUAUCACUUUCAGCAUGUUGGUCUUUUGCAGUGUGUGGGUGUCCUUUGUUCCAACCUACUUGAGUACCAAGGGCAAAUACAUGGUGGCUGUGGAGAUCUUCUCCAUCUUGGCUUCCAGUGCAGGGUUACUGGGUUGCAUCUUUUUCCCCAAAUGCUAUAUCAUUAUCCUGAAGCCAGGACUGAACAACAGAGAACAGCUAAUAAGAAGUAAGAAUUAA
This is a messenger RNA of Rhineura floridana, 900 nucleotides long. Its product is annotated as vomeronasal type-2 receptor 26-like. The record is from RefSeq and is a predicted model, not a curated record. The coding region runs from base 1 to 900 and encodes 299 amino acids. NCBI's taxonomy places the organism in Eukaryota, Metazoa, Chordata, Lepidosauria, Squamata, Rhineuridae. Gene Ontology annotation, biological process: G protein-coupled receptor signaling pathway. Gene Ontology annotation, cellular component: membrane. Gene Ontology annotation, molecular function: G protein-coupled receptor activity. The transcript has a single exon.